Melampsora larici-populina 98AG31 is the source of this 1416-nucleotide messenger RNA. RefSeq lists its product as uncharacterized. The record is from RefSeq and is a predicted model, not a curated record. Gene Ontology annotation, biological process: interstrand cross-link repair; double-strand break repair via nonhomologous end joining; protection from non-homologous end joining at telomere. The transcript is spliced from 9 exons. NCBI's taxonomy places the organism in Eukaryota, Fungi, Basidiomycota, Pucciniomycetes, Pucciniales, Melampsoraceae. The annotation marks the transcript as partial. Gene Ontology annotation, molecular function: damaged DNA binding; 5'-3' DNA exonuclease activity.
GAGAUACUUGAAGAAAAGUCCAACGCUGAAACGUCUGAGACCAUUUGUCCAAUCUGUAGCGUCACACUUGAGGGCGUCUCACUUGACGAAGCAGAGAGGCAUGUGAAUGGAUGUUUAGAUGGAAGCUCGAGCACACAACUUCCUACGCUUUCCACUGGUACUCAAAAAUCACAUCCUCGCCCCCUAAACUCUAUUCGACCGCUUCCCAGCUCAUCCAAGAUCAAGUUGCCCGACAAGACAUCUGACUCGCAACAAAUCAAACUUGCAGUCAAUGUACCUUUCUACAAGAUUAUGGAAGGUACUACUAUCGCUGUAGAUGCCUUCAAAUAUGGCAAGAUCCCAAACAUUACAGCGUAUUUUUUAUCUCACGCCCAUGCUGACCAUUACACCAGAUUAAGUCAUACCUGGGAUCAUGGUUUCGUUUAUUGUAGUCAGACCACGGCAAAUCUUAUAUGUCACAACCUCGGCGUCAAAAAACAAUGGGUUAAGCCUCUGAAGGAUAAUGAACCUACGAUGGUAGAUGGGGUGAAGGUGACGGUAUUGGAUGCAAAUCACUGUCCAGGAUCUUCUUUGUUUUUAUUUGAAGGUGUCAAGCCACAAGGAAAACCCUUUCGGUAUCUGCAUUGCGGAGAUUUCAGAGCAUCACCUGCUCAACUCAGACAUCCGGCGUUGAAGGACAAAAAGAUUGAUAUUUGCUAUCUCGAUACGACCUAUUUAAACCCAAAGUACUGUUUUCCAGCUCAAGAACAAGUCAUCAAUGCAUGUUCUGAUUUGGUGAAAUCACGAGACGAAUCAAUCCUCGUCUUAAUUGGAACAUAUACAAUUGGCAAAGAACGAAUUGUUAAACAGAUUGCCAAGUCGAUUGGAUCGAAAAUUUAUUGUGACACACGAAAGUCACUGAUCUUCAAAUGUAUUGAAGAUCCAGAGUUACAUGAAUUGAUGACUGAUGAUCCUUUUAAGGCUCAGGUUCAUGUUACUAAUCUCUUCGCGAUCAAAAAUGAGAUGCUUGAAGAAUAUUUGCGUCGGUUUCGUGGCCAUUUCACUCACAUAAUCGGAUUGAGACCCACAGGGUGGACUUAUAAACCUGACGCGUUGACCAGUUCUGCUCAUCCCCCACUGGACCGUCCAAUCACCCCGGUCGAAGUCACUCAAGCUUGUCUCUAUCCUCAACGCGAUAGUACGGAACGAUGUCAAGCGUUUGGAGUACCCUACUCAGAGCAUUCGUCAUUCUUUGAAUUAACAUGUUUUUGUGUCUCGAUGGACUGGGUGAAGAUUAUUCCGACUGUCAAUUGUGGAAGUCCAGCUUCACGGGCAAAGAUGAAAGUAUGGUUCGAAAGAUGGCAAGCUGAACGUAAGAGGCGUAUUGAAGCCAACUUACCACUUUUUAUUGAACCUCGAUCUGAGGCCUACUGGUGA